GUGCGCUAGCCGCGCUUAAAGACCAAAAAGUCGACGGCGUACAUAAUAUUAAUAAGUAUUAAAAAAUACGAACCGCGUUAGUUUUUGUAUAGUAUACCUACUGUUGGGUAGGUAGAGUCGUAAUAGUGCCGCGACACAGGUGAAGAGGGGGCAGGUACACAUAAACAUACACACGUACACGCGGCAACGCUAAGGUGAGCAAACCCGUCUAGCGAGAAAAGGACCUCCGAGGUAGAGACGCGGGCCGAGGGGUAUUGUUCUGCAUGCUUACAACAGUGACCGCGUUUGAGAGAUUAGUCAUCAAGACAUCAAGGUCUUUGUGCCGGUCCACUCGAAUACCGGUUUUCGGGCGAGGUGUACUGCCGGACGCGGCAGUCGGUGUGUAUGUAUAAUUCGCAUCAUGUACUCUUCUGCUGUACCCGAGUCCAUACAUUGUUCGUCGCGUACACCUGUCGUCGUCGCCACCACCACCGCCACCAGAACGCACUGAAGAAGAUGCACCGUCGAGGGUAACCAUCAGACGUUGUUUGCCAUUCUCGGCUGUGGCAUCUCGUCCCGUGCAGGUGCCCGACGCGUCCCGUUUGUGUAAUUUUCAACGCGCCGGUAACGCUGAAAAUUUAACGUUAUGCCGUAACACCGUCACUAAAAACGUGUUCCAUAGCCGCGAGUGUUAGUGAUUUUACGCUUAUUACAAUAGUGACAGAACGAAUCGUAGUGUCCGAAUUCCGAAUAGACCGGCCAACGAUCAUGGAUACGGUAAGAGCUGGAAGUGCUCCGAAUCUGACGGCUUAUCUGGAAAUGGACAAGAUAAUCGGCACGCCGCCGAUUAGGACGGACAAAAAGCUCACUCAAAGUAUGUUAUGUAUCCAAGAAGAACUCGGCCACCUUAGCGUAAAGGAUAAAGAGCAAGUCAAAGAAAAUACUCUGGGAAAUGGCAAAUUAGAAGCUGGCGUGUUACAACCGAGCGGUUGGAUUGACGGCCUAUUGGGAUGCUUAAAGCCAAUGUGGGCAAUCAUUGGAAAAGGCAACAGCCAUGAUCUUAAAUCGUAUCAAGAUCUUUGGGAUAUUCCAUUUGAAUCAAUUAGUGACCUACAGUGGUUAGGUUCAGGAGCACAAGGAGCAGUGUUUAGUGGUAAAUUGAAGAAUGAAAUUGUAGCGGUAAAAAAAGUCCGCGAACAAAAAGAAACAGACAUUCGACACCUUAGGAAGCUCAAUCAUCCAAACAUAGUUCAAUUUAGGGGUGUAUGUACUCAAGCUCCAUGUUAUUGUAUAGUUAUGGAGUAUUGCCCUUAUGGGCCUCUUUAUAAUCUGCUUAGAGAUGGUGAAGAAAUUCCACCAGUACGUUUAGUGUCAUGGGCCAAACAAAUUGCUUCGGGUAUGCACUAUUUACAUGUGAACAAAAUCAUUCAUAGAGAUCUUAAAAGCCCAAAUGUCUUAAUUGGACGACAAGAAAUUGUGAAAAUCAGUGAUUUUGGUACCAGUCGAGAAUGGAAUGAAAUAAGCACUAAAAUGAGUUUUGCUGGUACAGUCGCAUGGAUGGCUCCAGAAAUCAUAAGAAAUGAACCUUGCUCUGAAAAAGUAGACAUUUGGUCGUAUGGUGUAGUGUUGUGGGAACUUAUGACCUGUGAAACACCGUACAAAGAUGUAGAUUCAUCAGCCAUAAUUUGGGGUGUUGGUAGUAAUUCAUUACAUCUACCUAUUCCUUCAUCAUGUCCAGAUGGCUUCCGUUUAUUAAUCAAACAAUGUUGGGCAGCUAAACCACGUAAUAGACCAUCUUUCAAGCACAUAAUGAUGCAUUUAGAUAUAGCUAGUUCUCAAGUACUGGCUAGCACACCCGAUGAAUAUUUCAAAACACAGGCUCAAUGGAAAGAAGAAAUCCGAAUUCAUAUGUUGCAAAUGCAAACCAAUGGGAGCCAUAUACCGAAAUUUGAAGAAGAUCUAAUUAAAAAAAGAAAAAAUGAAUUAAAACAUGCGCAAGAUAUUAGGGAGCAUUAUGAAAGGAAAUUGGAAAGGGCCAACAAUCUCUAUAUGGAGCUUAGUGCAGUAUUAUUGCAAUUGGAACAACGAGAACGAGAUUUGAUUAGAAGAGAAAAACAAAUGUCUAAAGUCUACAAAAAAAGGUUGAUAAGACCACUGUUAAAAGCUCAAGAUAGAUUGAACAAACAAGACAAGUCUAGUUUAUCUACAACUACAUCACCUUCAUCUCCAGAAAGAGUUUUUCAAGAAUAUGAUAAUAAAUUGCCACCAAAAGCAACACUUUAUGCACAAGUAUGUGGUAGUUCAAAUCAACCAGAAUCGAUUGCUGUUGCUCCAAAACAAACUCAACGAAAAACUCGUCCUAGAAAAGCUCAGGUCAUAUGCUCAAUUGUCAAAAACAAUAAGUGUGAUAACACAAAGGAAUUCAAUUGGAAUACCUCUCGACAAAUAAGUAGCAAUAAGGUUAAUAGUGAAACACAAACUGAAACUAUUGAUUCGGGUCUCCACCAAGACAUACUCAAUGGUAAUAUGUCUGACUCCGCUCAUUCACAAGGCGAAGAUAGUUCCUGCAGUAGUGGCGUGAGAUUAAGUGACGAUGAGCAUUUAGAUAGGCUGGGCAGACAAGUAAACGAAAUACUGAACAAUAACCGGCCAUCAAAUUUGAGUGAUCUAUCAGACUACUACCAAGAGACCGAAUCAAAUUCAAAUAAUUUUAAUUUAAGAAGAAAAAGUGCUGGUAGACGUCCCAUUGGUCCUGGUUUACGAGUACGUCGCUACAGGACAGCACAAUAUUGUCAAGAGCUUAAUGGAAAUUCGCUUGUAUCUAACCAAAUAUCAGAAAAAUAUAACACCCGAAAGGCAGACAGUUCAACAUCAGAUUCAGAUAUGAAAGAUAUUGAUUUAGAUUCUAGUUUUAGUAAUGUGUCUAAUCAAUUCCCUGUUUAAUACUAUGUAUACAAUUUAUCUGUAGUACAACAGUUGCGACUUCUAAACUAAUUAUUUUAUAAUCAUCCAAUAGUAUCAACAUAAAUUUAAAAUAAAAUAAAAAUAAUAAUUAAAACUAUCCGCCAUAGAAGUUUUAAUUAAUUAAUAUUAUAUUGAUUAUUUACAGACAUUAUGGCUUUUUUUUAUUACAAAAAAUGUUAACAAUUUAAUCUUAUUUACUUAAAUCAAUAUUUUUUUGUUUUGUCUUAAAAUUAUUUGAACUUAUAAUUUUUUGAACUUUUUUAUAAUAGUAUUUCUAAUGAAAUAAAAAUUGUCAGGUAUAUGCGAUGCAUUUUUGAUACUUAGAAGUUAAAUGUUACAAAACAUAAUCGAAAAUAACAGCAUUUAAAAGGCCUGUAUAAUUUACAUUAAAAAUUACUUAUAAAAAACUAUUCCAUCCACUGCUGACACAAAUAUUCCCUACUCAAAUUUGCAUAUUAUAUUUAAAUAUAUUUCACCCAAAUGAUGUCAAGGAAAUUAGAAAUUUAAUUCAACCAACAGCUCAUUGUGCGUAUUAAGAGCAAUUCAAUGUUUCGACGUAGUCAUAUUUUAAACUGUACUGAACAUAGUGGUAGUAGCUUAACAAUUUACAUGAGCAAUAAUUAUUGAUCUCUUAUGCUAUUAAAUUGUGAUGUAAAUUAAUCUGUAAUCAUACAUGUUGUGUAUUGUAGACUGACCUUAUAUUAAGGUAAAUUAUUUAGAAAAAUACUAUAUUAUAAUAUAAACAAUUAUUUGGGCUUUGUCUCUUUAUUUUGUACGCUGU
This is a messenger RNA of Adelges cooleyi (spruce gall adelgid), 3724 nucleotides long. RefSeq names its product mitogen-activated protein kinase kinase kinase 13 (gene wnd). Gene Ontology annotation, biological process: protein phosphorylation; JNK cascade. The record is from RefSeq and is a predicted model, not a curated record. Gene Ontology annotation, molecular function: ATP binding; JUN kinase kinase kinase activity. The coding region runs from base 748 to 2922 and encodes 724 amino acids. Lineage: Eukaryota; Metazoa; Arthropoda; Insecta; Hemiptera; Adelgidae. The transcript has 13 exons.